AUGAACACUUCCGGUGGCAGUUUCAAAAACUUGAAAGCUUUGCUUGAUUACAAUGAAGAGAAGGCGAAUACAGAUUGUAAGUCACAAGAAACUUCAAAGUUGAAAUUAUUUGUAAACAUUCCAGUUGUACACACUGGCAGUUCAUCCGAUUCACCGUCCAGCUUAUUGGACAUUCUGAUUAAAGCAGAGGAAGGAAUCCAACAGAUCGGGCAGGCGGAUCCGGUCGAUCGGAUGGAAGACAUCGGAGAGACGGUGAUCAGUCAGUUGACCGGAGAGAUCGGUUUGGGCGAGGACGAGGAGAGCAUACGGCAGAACGCAUUCAAACUUUUCGAUGAGGCAAUGUCCUACUCAAAACCAGUGCUCCCUCAGAAACGGAAAUGUAAGCAUUUCUUGCAUUUUGUUGUGAAACACCAUAUUCAGUUUUCCAGAUACUCGUUGGAAACAUCCCGUUGAAAACAAGGCAGUUUUUCCUGCUGCGGUCCCUCCCGUGGUGGAAAAGGCCGACACGAAAUCCACAAUUCCGAGAGCGAAAUUCGCCGUAGAUUGUCCAGAAUUCUUUGAAACGGGCCAAAAAUAUCUGCUCAGUUUCAAAUACUGCAUGAAAAGCUGGAAGAAGAGCGGGAGACGCUAUUCGAAGAUCAAGUGAGCAAAGACGUCGAUCGACUGCUUCAGGCCGCAAAUCGGAUCUACGGACCGAAAAUCUGGAGCGACGAGGAGAAGGCCGAGUUUGCGAAAUACUGUAGGAAGCUGCGAAAAGGAACGUUGACGAGUGAUGACAAAAAGGAAUUGAAGACAUUUUACGCGAAGGCGUACAAUUUGGAGAAUGGCGCAGUGCCACAACCGGUCGUCCAACCGACUGUAGAGCCGCAGCAAACGGAAACGACGACGCGAAAAGUGGAAGUGUUCCGACUCCGACUUCAUCGCCGAUAAAACGAAAAACUAAUCACAAAGAAGAGGAAGAGUUGUUGUACCCGAAAAGAGCCACAAUCGAGAUGAAAGGAGUGAAAAUAGAAAUCAAAGAAGAAGAUGUUGAUCCGUACGAAGAAGGGUGCUCAACCGAAGUGGCGCCGCCGCCAGUGAAAAUGCAGUUCACUCCUUUCCACCCCGGAAUGAAAUACGAGAAAGAGAAGGAAUUCCGCGCCGCCGCCAUAAACAUCUUCAUGGAAGUCUUCUUGAAUGUCCGUAAGUUCACCUCCAGCACCGGCUCUUCCGAUGAUCCGAUUCAAGCGAGGAGGAGGGGAAGACCUCGCGUUCUCUACCGUCCGGCAGUUCCGACACCAGAUGAGCAAGCGAAAAGGAAGGAAGAGGAUUUGAAGUAUCUGUCGCGGAAAAUGAAUGAGGUGAUGAAUGAGGAGGAAAAAGUAUGGAGUGUAGAAGAACUGGACGAGCUCGGACGAUUCUAUCACGUGUUCCGAGAAAAGAUGAACUUAACUAUUAUCCAGACGAAGGAGUUGGGGAACUUCCUGCGAAAGGCAUUUGGACGACUGGAACAGUAUGAAAUUGAAAGAGAAAAUGACGCGGCUUUGAAGGAAAAGAGAAAGUACUGGCAGGAAUACAAAAGGACUCAUGAGCCGUCAUCGCAACGAGGAGGUACAGCUUUAGAGACUUUUUGAUUAUUAACAGCAACGAAUUCAGGAAAAAGAACGGCGCAUGUGAGGACGACCCCAGUCCGACCGUACAUCAAGACUAACAUAGACACGACUGGAGAAACGGAGGAGCAGAGAAAGGCGAGGAAAGCAGCCUAUUUGCGUGCGUGGAGAGUACGUAGAGGUAUUCGAAAACUCGGUGGAAAAGAUUGAGUACAUGUCAUUCAUAGUUUCAGCUGAGCAACAGAACACGCAACUGGCCUCGUUCCUCGGAAUAACUUCUCCGGACGAUGAAGGAAACAGUGAAUAG
Caenorhabditis sp. 36 PRJEB53466 is the source of this 1896-nucleotide messenger RNA. The record is from the annotation of a GenBank genome assembly. NCBI's taxonomy places the organism in Eukaryota, Metazoa, Nematoda, Chromadorea, Rhabditida, Rhabditidae.